GCGCGUCGCGAGGCGCGCUUCCGGCGUCCGGCGUCGCGUCCCGGCGAGCGGAGGGCGGCCCCGAGGCGCGGCGGGCACCAUGUUCCUGACCGCGCUCCUGCGCCGCGGCCGUAUCCCCGGCCGGCAGUGGAUCGGGAAGCACCGGCGGCCGCGGGCCGUGUCGGCGCAGGCGAAGCAGAACAUGCUCCGCCGCCUGGAGACCGAGGCGGAGAACCACUACUGGCUGAGCCGGCCCUUCCUCACGGCCGAGCAGGAGCGCGGCCACGCGGCGGCCCGCAGGGCGGCGGCCUUCGAGGCGCUCAAGGCGGCGCAGGCGGCCCGCUUCCCCGCGCACCGGCGGCUGGAGGAGCAGCUCGGCCACCUCGGCGUCACCGCGAAGUGGUCCUGACCCCGCGGAGGCCCGGCCCGCGCCCUCCGGCGCCUGCAGUCUGGUCGGGCGUCCCUCCGCCCCCCUGGGGCGCUACGGGCAUCGCGGGCCGCACCGCCGCUGCACCGUGCCGCGCGGACGGCGCUGCAGGGCAGCUGCGGACGGUGCUCUGGCGUCUGUGCUUCAGUGCGGGACUCCUGCCGGGGGCUUCAGGACACGUUCGUUCGCUUGCCUUCUGUCAACAGGGAUUGCUUAAACGUAAAUGAAAAAAUGAGAUCUUUCAAUUAAAUAUUCCUAAAAAUAGCGUUUUCUGGUUUGCUACUCAAAGCGGACAAUUGAAAGUUGUUUAUUUUGGGGGAGUUCUCUGGCCUGGGGACUCGGAUCCUUCAAGCCCGGCGGCGCAGCCAAAGAAAACACCACCAGCACCUCCCCCCCCCCCCCC
Messenger RNA from Hippopotamus amphibius kiboko, 809 nucleotides. It is a transcript of the gene MRPL57, whose product is annotated as mitochondrial ribosomal protein L57. Lineage: Eukaryota; Metazoa; Chordata; Mammalia; Artiodactyla; Hippopotamidae. Gene Ontology annotation, biological process: mitochondrial translation. Bases 80 to 388 code for a protein of 102 amino acids. The record is from RefSeq and is a predicted model, not a curated record. The transcript has 2 exons. Gene Ontology annotation, cellular component: mitochondrial ribosome. Gene Ontology annotation, molecular function: structural constituent of ribosome.